Molecule: messenger RNA, 3410 nt
Organism: Galeopterus variegatus (Sunda flying lemur)
Lineage: Eukaryota; Metazoa; Chordata; Mammalia; Dermoptera; Cynocephalidae
Gene: MYLIP
Product: myosin regulatory light chain interacting protein
Exons: 7
Coding region: 1-1338 (445 amino acids)
Biological process (GO): ubiquitin-dependent protein catabolic process
Cellular component (GO): cytoskeleton
Molecular function (GO): ubiquitin-protein transferase activity
Source: RefSeq, a predicted model, not a curated record
AUGGUUCGUGUGGCACACAGCAAAUUUGAUCCAGUGAAACGCUGUUCCCUCAAACCAUCUAGACCCGAGAUGUUUGGAAAAGCGCUUGUGUGCAGGCGAUUGGGAAUCAUAGAAGUUGAUUACUUUGGACUGCAGUUUACGGGUAGCAAAGGUGAAAAUUUAUGGCUGAAUCUGAGAAACCGGAUCUCUCAACAGAUGGAUGGGCUAGCCCCUUACCGGCUUAAACUGAGAGUCAAGUUCUUCGUGGAGCCUCAUCUCAUCCUACAGGAGCAGACUAGGCACAUUUUUUUCUUGCACAUCAAGGAGGCCCUCUUGGCAGGCCACCUCCUUUGCUCCCCAGAGCAGGCAGUGGAACUCAGUGCCCUCCUGGCCCAGACCAAGUUUGGGGACUACAACCAAAACACUGCCAAGUACAACUACGAGGAGCUGUGUGCAAAGGAGCUCUCCAGUGCUGCCUUAAACAGCAUUGUUGCAAAGCAUAAGGAGUUGGAGGGGACCAGCCAGGCUUCUGCUGAAUACCAAGUUUUGCAGAUUGUGUCGGCAAUGGAAAACUAUGGCAUAGAGUGGCAUUCUGUGAGGGACAGCGAAGGGCAGAAACUCCUCAUUGGGGUUGGACCUGAAGGAAUCUCAAUUUGUAAAGAUGACUUUAGCCCAAUUAACAGGAUAGCUUAUCCUGUGGUGCAGAUGGCCACCCAGUCAGGAAAGAACGUGUACUUGACAGUCACCAAGGAGUCUGGGAAUAGCAUCGUGCUGCUGUUUAAAAUGAUCAGCACCAGGGCGGCCAGCGGGCUCUACCGAGCGAUAACUGAAACGCAUGCUUUCUACAGGUGUGACACGGUGACUAAUGCCGUCAUGAUGCAGUAUAGUCGCGACUUGAAGGGCCACUUGGCGUCUCUGUUUCUGAAUGAGAACAUUAACCUUGGCAAGAAGUAUGUCUUCGAUAUUAAAAGAACAUCAAAGGAGGUAUAUGACCAUGCCAGGAGGGCGCUGUACAAUGCUGGCAUUGUGGACCUCGUUUCUAGAAGUGACCAGAGCCCUCCAAACUCUCCUCUGAAGUCCUCAGAGAGCAGCCUGAACUGCAGCAGCUGUGAGGGCCUCAGCUGCCAGCAGACCAGGGCGCUGCAGGAGAAGCUGCGCAAGCUGAAGGAAGCCAUGCUGUGCAUGGUGUGCUGCGAGGAGGAGAUCAACUCCACCUUCUGUCCUUGUGGCCACACUGUGUGCUGUGAGAGCUGUGCUGCCCAGCUGCAGUCGUGCCCCGUCUGCAGGUCGCGUGUAGAACACGUCCAGCACGUCUAUCUGCCCACCCACACCAGUCUUCUCAAUCUAACUGUGAUCUGAUUGUUGUGCGUUUAUCAGACUUGCCAUGUUUCCAUAAACCGCACUAUUACAAACUAUAAAACUGAUAGAUUGUGGAGAAAGUAAUUCUUCCAACACCCAUCUGCCAUGCGACAUUAGGAAAAAAAAGGAAGAAAAAUAACAAUACAGUUACUCCACCGCAAAAACACAUCCAUGCGUAGACCCAACAGCUCCGGUGUGGGGACCAGGAAGAGCUCUCAGACAAAGGCACAUUUCCUUGGACUUUAAUUUUUUUAUGAUCAAAUAAAGGAAUAGGUAAAAUCUUCUUUGAUGUCAGUUAGGUGGCAACAUAGCCAAAAAGUGGGUACCUUUUAGGAAAUGCUGUUGUAAAUCUCCUUAAUGCAUCCCAAGGUAAGUUUCCUACCUGCAGCAGAUUUUGUAAGAAUUAGUUCUAAGACUUUAUUUUGUUCUUUUUGUAUGGUCAUGGAGCUCUGAACAUUUUUAAUAGGAAAAUUUUUCUUAAAGAAAUAGUCAUUGUUUUAAUGUCAUUUCCGUUUUUAUAACUUGUUCAAGAAUGAUUAGAAGGCAAACAUUUAAAAAUCAAUUCUGUGACUUUUAAAAAGUUGACAAUAGUGUUGUCAGAUUGAAACCAGUCUGGCUAGCAGAAAGCAGAGAACUCAACGCGGGGUGGCUCCCUAGUUCCCUCUCCCUCUUUCUAGCUCCCAAGCCUUUCAAUUACAAAAUGCUGCCAAUUUGGUUAACAGAUUUCUGUGGAAUAGUUGAGCACUCCUUGGGUCUCUUGAGUUGGUGGAGUAUUUUAUUGGAAGAUUGAAAAGGGAGAGCAUUUUCCUCAGGAAGGGAAAGCAUAGCUCACUGAGAGAUGAAGCCUCGUGGUAUACAGACAAGGGUAGUCCUCACCUCCCACAAGCACUCGACUCCAGCUUCACCCAUGGGUGUCGCUUGCUUGAAGUAUCAAGCCUUUUACAGCCUUAUCAUAGGUAUCUAGAUAUUGUAUCCUUUUCUGUGGCUUUUUUUUUGGGGGGGGGGGGGCUUGUUUGUUUUUUAAGUAAAUGCUUAAGUAUUAACUUUUGGUUGUCCCCUCUGUCUGUUUCAAGAAAGGAUUUGGUUCUUUUUGUUUCUAUAUUCUUAAACAUGUUUUCCACUCCCACUUGGGCAUUUUGGAAGCUGGUCAGCUAGCAGGUUUUCUGGGAUGUCAGGAAACCUACAUGACCUUAUCGGGUGCAAUACUAGCUAAGUAAAAGCUAGAAACCUACACUGUCACUUUACUGAAAUUUCUGCAUAUACUUUUCAUAUUGCCUUAAUGUAGCAGUAAUGUGUUUAUGCAUUUGUUUCUUUGCACAGACAUUUUGUCAAAUAUUAAAACUCUACUUUUUUAUGGCACAUAUUAGCAUAUAAACCUUUAUUCCAAGAGGUAUUUAUUUUUUCACUUUUAAAAAAAAUGUUUCCACAUAAAGAACUCUGUUAUAUCCUAGAGGACUUCUGUCUUUUAUAUUCAAGAUAAUAAAGACUUUAAAGCAAAUAUGGGUAUGUGUAUUGUCACAGUUAUUGUCACUUAAGUCAGUUUUAAUCAUUUAAAAGAAACAAGGAUCAUGAUACGUAUCUAAUUUGGUACUAUGUGGAAAAACUAAAAAUGUUUAGGGUAUUGACUCUAAUUCAAAUCAUUUCACGUAGUGAUUCUCUUGUGUUUUUGGGUUAUAGGAUUGGAAUAUAGGCAAAAAUGGGGUAAUAGACACAAGCAGAUGAAAAGAAAAUUGGGAGAAGGACUGGAACGUGUUAGAGAAGAAAAGGAUUGGUGAAAUUGGAAGUUAACAAUUUUAAAACCCAGCUGAUGCUGCUAGGGCAUUGCCUGGUUGGGACAGGUAAGUAUCUGUCUCAGUCCUAGCAGCAAGAGUCUCAGGCUACAGGGUCAAGGACUGUAUUCUUACAGGACUGCUAGCCUGCUACGGCUAGGCCCUAACUGCUCUAGGCAUGCCAGUGUGUGCUCAUCUGUGUUGCUCAGAGAGUGCUUUGUGGAGUAGGGAAUAUUAUACAUAAUAUAUGUAACUGACAAUUAUCUGUAGCAGUUGAAAGAAAUAAAUAAUUUUGUAAAAAUA